AUUAAAAUCUGAUUUUACUUUUUUCAAAAAUUUAAUUUUUGUUUUCUCUUUCUUCCUCAUUUAAUGCUUCAUCUAUGCUAUAUGUGUUUGACACCAAUCAAAGAUUACAUCUUUCACUUCCCCACUCCUAAGCCCCAAAAACCCUCCUUUUUUAUAUCAAAUAUUUUCAAUCAUAAAAAUUGAAAGUAAGAGUUAAAGAGUUCUUGAUUUUUUCUGACUCAUAUGGUAAAGAUUGAUAUUUGGUUUGCCGGCUAUUACAUUGGAACGGAGUUUAGCAUGUACGCACCAGAAGGGUAGCGGCUGCGGGUAAAAAAGAAGAUUGAUUUUUUACCAUGUUUAUGCCCUAUCAUUGUCUGGUUUCUUAUGAGCUUGGGUCUGGAAACGACGAUGCUUGCUGUUAUAACUGUUUUUUCAGUUCACAAAUUUUGAAGAGAGCUUGAGAUCAGCGGGUGAAUAUGGGUGCUGAGAAACACGGUUCCAAGAGUGGAGGAGGUUAUGUUGGUGGUUUCCUGCAGUUAUUUGAUUGGAAUGCAAAAUCACGAAAGAAAUUGUUCUCUAGCAAGUCUGACAUACCAGAGCAACCCAAACAGAAGAAGAGAUGUGAUGGGAACUUGCCUGUGACUCGGGUUCAUCUGCACAAUGAGGAUGCUGGGUCCAGUGUCAAAGGAAGCAGUGAUUACAGUUGUGCCUCGUCGGUGACUGACGAGGAAUAUUAUGGAAUCAAACCUGCUGGUGUUGUUGCAAGGCUUAUGGGAUUGGAUUGCAUGCCAUCUUCUACUUUUUCAGAGCCUUACUCUACUCCGUUUUUCGAUUCCCAGUCUCUAAGAAGCGCUCCUUGCCUUUCAAGUAACCUCGAGUACCAGCAAAAUUUUCAAACAGUAUAUUCCAGCAACCUCCAUGAAAAGAUGGAGGCUCUAGGCAGGAGCUCAUUGGAGCCAAAGCACCAGAAGAUAAUCAGCAGGCCCAUCGAGAAGUUUCAAUCGGAGAUGUUGCCUCCUAAGUCGGCUAAAUCAAUCCCAAUCACUCAUUGUAAGCUUCUAUCGCCAAUCAAAAGUGCUAAUUAUAUCCCACCUCAGAAUGCCGCUCACAUAAUGGAAGCAGCCGCCAGAAUACUUGUCGCAGGACCUCAUCAAGCUACUUCGAAAUCAAAACUGUCCCUAAAUGGAUCUUCUUCAGCUCCCUUGAAGGUAAGAGAUUUAAAAGAAAGGGUUGAAGCUUCUCAAAAGAUAGUAACCAAGAUUGCUGAAGCUUCUCGAAGGCCAGCUGAGUCUAAUGCUUCUAAGUGCCUUAAAGGGCAACCCAUGAAUAAGAGCUGGAAUGGAUCGGCAGAUACAACAACAACCAGGCAGAAGGAUUUCUCAGAUUCUGAUGAAUCUUUUAUUGUAGGUAAAACUAAAGGAAAAUCUAUUUCAUUAGCCCUGCAAGCAAAAGCCAAUGUCCAGAAAAGAGAGGGUCUAUAUCAAGGCAGUAGCAGAACUGUACUUGUCGAGAAAGAACCAAGUAAAGGCAAUUCAAACCAGUUAUUUACAAGCCAACCUAGUACAGAAAAGAACACGCACAAGAAGCCAUCUGUACAUUAUAGUUCAAGUGUUCUGCGGCAGAAUAAUCAAAAACAAAAUAGCAUAGCUGAUAGGGGGAAGUCACCUUCUAAGCAAUUUCUUUCCAACUCACAAGGAAAACGAACACUUAGUGGUGAUUCUUCCUUUACGCGACAGAGAAGCUCAGGUAAAACGGCUGAAAACUCUAAGGUCAGUUCCAGGAGGUUGAGCAGAGAGGCAGACGAUAAAAAGGAAGAAACAUAUUCUUGUACUAAAAGUGUGUCGCGUAAGAAACGGCCUAGUGACGGUGAUAUCCAAUAUGAGAAAAUUCAGGCCGCUGGGAGCAUGUCUACUCAUAAAAGUGGAAAGUUGAUUCAGUCUGGCACAUUCAUGGAUAGGGAAAUAAGCUGGGGCGAGAACAGUAAAGGGAAAGGGACAGACAUUAUUUCCUUUACAUUCAAUGCUCCCCUAACACGAUCGGUACCCACCCCUGAGCCCCCAAGAGAAGCAUUAGGGAAAAGUCACGAGUUUAGCACAGAUUUUCGAAUUAAAAAGGCUCCUUUUGGGCAUAACUUGAGUGGAGGGGAUGCUUUGAGCAGUCUUUUGGAUCAAAAGUUAAGAGAAUUAUCUUACGUAGUUGAGUCGUCACGCCAGAAAACAGGAACAUCCAGUAGUUCCUCAUCAAUUUUCCAGGAUCUGUCACCAGCUCCGAAUGGCUUAUUGAAGACCACCGGGAACCAUGAUAACAUGGAAGUGGAUGAUUUGGUCAGCUGCUGCAACCCCGGAUUUUCUUCUACUGGGCAGCACAGGCAUCAGGGGUUUGAAGAGGAACUGAGUAGUGAGUAUGGCAGCACUGACAGGAAGGUGUUUGGCAGUCGGUUCCCAAGCCCUAUAUCUGUUCUUGAGCAUUCUUUUCUUACUGACAGUUGCAAUUCUUCAGAUACUGCAGAAAGUAACAAUACUGGAGCUAGCAAGCAAAGUUCAUCAGUACAAGCUAAAGAAGUGUUUGGUAUAGGCUCGCGGAAAAAGUUCCAUUCUAUGGAGCCUGAUGUAGAUUUGUUAGACUCUGCCUCUUCAACUUCUGGUAAAAAGGAAAGGUCGAUGGAUCCUGGGAAAUCACCAAACUGGGAGCUGGAAUAUGUGAAGGAUAUACUAUGCAAUAUUGAGUCGAUGUUCAUGGAUUUUGCAGUGGGCAGGUCUCACGAGAUCAUCAAUCCACACCUUUUUGAUCAAUUGGAAAGGGUAAAUGGUCGUGGACAUGAUGAGUUAAAAGAAAGACGAAAGGUUGUAUUUGAUUGUGUGGGUGAAUGCUUGGACUUAAGAUGUAAGGAGUAUGUGAAGGGUGGAUAUGAUAGAUGGUCAAAAGGUGUAUUGGUGGUCAGAAACAACGAGAGGCUAGCAGAAGAAGUAUAUAGGGAAAUUUCAGGGUGGAGUGUCAUGGGAAACUGCAUGGUUGAUGAACUCGUAGAGAAGGACAUGAGCAGCUACUUUGGAAGAUGGCUCGACUUUGACGUUGAAGCCUUUGAACUUGGAAUACAGAUCGAGAAACGAUUGCUAAAUUCAUUGAUUGAUGAAGUAGUUGCUGACAUCUUGGUACUCUAAAAGAUUAUCUUCAUCCCCCUUGAAAGUGAACUCGAUAUCAAUUAUUGAUCUUGCACAUUCUUCUUGUAUGCUUUUUUCUUACAUCUCUUAAGAUUCUUUCUUCUAGUAGUCACUGAGAAAGAAAAAUGAAACUGACCCCAGCUUUUGGAUGUUUCAUGUCUUCCAUUAUAGAUUAUUUGUUUGAGGUGAUGUUACCAGAAUGUCUACAUCCAAAUUUCAUUUAUCAGUUUGUUAUCUUUC
Lycium ferocissimum is the source of this 3380-nucleotide messenger RNA. RefSeq lists its product as uncharacterized. Lineage: Eukaryota; Viridiplantae; Streptophyta; Magnoliopsida; Solanales; Solanaceae. The transcript has 7 exons. Bases 456 to 3140 code for a protein of 894 amino acids. The record is from RefSeq and is a predicted model, not a curated record.